Molecule: messenger RNA, 2421 nt
Organism: Chenopodium quinoa (quinoa)
Lineage: Eukaryota; Viridiplantae; Streptophyta; Magnoliopsida; Caryophyllales; Amaranthaceae
Exons: 5
Coding region: 266-2209 (647 amino acids)
Source: RefSeq, a predicted model, not a curated record
AAGUAUGUUAAUAGUCAACUGGGUCGGAGUAAAUACGUUAGUCUAACACCACUCUUCUUAAUUGUUUCUCUUUUGACAACUGCAGAACUUUCCGUCUCCUCUCUCUACUCUGCACUUUGCUGUAAUGAAAUGAAAGUGAAACUUCAAUCCAUUUUUCAUGCGUAGAUUACUAGAUUGAUACAACUUUUGGCUCGACUGAUCAUUUCGAAAUCCCAAUUUGGAAAUUCCAAAAGAGUUGUGAAGUUGCUUUCUUGAGCUCCUCAAUAUGCAAAAUACUUCAGAUAAAAGUCAAGUUAAACAAGAUGAAAGAUCAAAUGGUGAAGGGGAUUCACGGAUGAUUACAAUCGAAUAUCUUCGGGCGAGAUUGCUUUCAGAAAGAUCGAUUUCGAAAGCAACCAAAGAGAGAGCUGAUGAGCUUGCAAAAAGGGUUAAGGAGUUAGAAGAUCAGCUGAAAGUUGUAACUCUUCGGCGAAAAAGGGCAGAGAAGGCAGCUCUGGAUGUAUAUUCGUAUCUAGAUAGUCUUGGGGUCAGUGACAUUUCUGAGGUUUAUGAGUCCGAUUCCAAUGAGGAUGAAUCUCAGUACGAUUCUGAUAUGGAUAAUGGGGAUACAACCAAGGUCAAUAAGGCGUUUGGCCCUUUGGAAACUGAGCAAAAUGAUAGGGAGCCAUUAGGUUUGGAGCCGGAGUCUACCCCUUCAUCCGGUAGAUCAUUGUCUUGGAAAGGUCGCAAGGAUAGUACUCGACUGCUGGACAAGAAAGGUCUCAAAUCUUCCAUCCGAAGCCAAACUAGUCUUGCUCAAGUUAACUCUUCUCCAAGGCAGCGCCUUGAUAAAUCAUGCCGCCAGAUCAAAAGAAGAGAAUCAAGGUCAACAAUUGAGGAGCCCAGACAUGAUUCUAGUAUGUCUAAUGCUCAAGAUAGCAAUGCCAUGGACUGCUUGGACCGUGGUCUUGAUUGUUUGGACUUCCAGAGUGUGGGAUCAAGAAAAUCUCCUGAGAGAUUCGGUCAGAGAGGUUCUGGAAAGGAUAAAGUUUCUUGCUCCUUUGAAACUCAAGCACGGGAAUAUGAUGCUGGUAGUUCCUCGCAUGAAUAUGAAUGUAGCGGUGAGAUGGAAAGAGCUCAUCAACAUCAAGCACAACUCAUAAAAUGUUAUGAAGCUCAGGAAAAGGAUCAAAGAGAGUGGGAAGAAAAAUAUGGAGAGAAUAAUGAUUCAUGUGAACCUGGUAGCCAUUCAGAUGUCACAGAGGAGAGAGACGAGAACAAAGAAACAGUUCCUCAACUCGUCGACGUUGGUGCUUGCCAUGACCACAAAGUUGGGACGCAGACCAAUUCUGUAGGAAGAAAACUAUCAAUAACCCAUUUCAAUAGUUUCAAGCUAUCCCCUGAUGCUACUAGUGGUAGUACAGAGAAACAUAAAUUCAGUGAGAUGCAGCCUAGUGGAUCUCCUGCUCCUGAAUUUGCUUUCUCUGCAACGAAUAGUAAUCAAUCUUUGGAACACGCAGCUAGACAAUCAUUACAAGCAGGUCAUGAUGACCCAUCAUACAGUGGUAGUGUUUCCUGUGAACUACAACCACCUUGGAAAGAUGACUCUCGUUCACUUGUACCCCAUGAAGAACCAUCUUAUAGGGUGAAAACAGUACUAGAGGCCCUUCAUGAAGCCAAGCUACUAAUUAAACAACAAAUUAAUAGUUUUCCAGACACCAAGAUAUCUGUUGGCAGAAUAAUUGAAACUUCUGUUCCAGCAAACGGCGAUGUCGAUUGGUUAAACAUUCCUGUUGGAUGUCCUGGACUUUUCAGAGUGCCAUCUGCUCCAGAUUGUCAAUCUCUCAUUCAGAGUACGUUACCAAGUUCAAAUCAUUUAUCAGAACUAACCAUUUCUGCUCUUGACACAAGACCUCUUGCAGUACAAGGCCACCAAUAUAUUUCCUGUCCGUUGGGUUCCCAGCUUAGUAGUCCUGGUGCUGAGUCCCUCUUCUCUACUCCGGAUAUCCCUAAUAGGCAACCAAGAUUUGACUUUCAGUUUAACACCAACAUAUCUUCUGGUAAUUCUAAUGAAUUGACAAGUUUAGUCUUUCCAGACUUCUUCCCACAUAUGCCGUCACACCAGAUGAUGGGCAGCCAGUUCCCGAGGAACAAUGAAGGAAUACUCCCAUAUGGAUAUCCUUCGUUUCAAAAUCAUGAUGUCAGAUCAAAUACAUAUAGAGAUAGAUAGUUAAUCAUAUGAGUUGCUUGACCUUGCAAUUAUUGGUGUAUUAAUAUACUAAUAUAAUGAAUUUUAAUACAUUACCAGAAUUGAUAUAUAGUGCUGGCUUCUUGCAGUUGCUGCUUGUACUUGUAUAUACUAUUUUGUUACAUUGUAUAAGUGCCAUAUUGUGAAAUUGAUUAUUUGAUAUCUGCAUGCCAUCAUGCUUCUGCUGUGGUUGA